UGGCAACAUUCAAUCAUCAGUCAACAGCAAGAACUCAACGAAGCAACAUGCACAGCAGCCGUAGCAGCAGCAUUCUCAUCCUGGCCAUUGUGGCCAUUGGUGUCUGUGUGGAGGCCAUGCCACAGCGCUUCCAAACCCUUCCGUAUUAUCCACGACCCACACCACCGCCGCGUCCCAUUCGAGUGCGUCGCCAGGUGCUGGGCGGCUCGGUGUCCUCGAAUCCGGCUGGUGGCUCCGAUGCACGUCUGAAUCUGAGCAAAGGCAUCGGCUCACCCGAUCACAAUGUGAUUGGACAAGUCUUUGCAGCGGGCAAUACACAAAAGGGACCUGUCACCACCGGAGGAUCCUUGGCCUACAAUAAUCAUGGCCAUGGCUUCGAUCUGACCAAAACCCACACGCCCGGCGUACAGGACAGCUUCACGCAGUCGGCGCAUGCCAAUCUAUUCAACAACGGCAAACACAACCUGGACGCCAAAGUCUUUGCCUCGCAGAACAAGCUGGCCAACGGCUUUCAGUUCCAGCGCAAUGGCGCUGGCCUGGACUACUCCCACAUCAAUGGCCACGGCGCCAGCUUGACCCACAGCAAUAUUCCCGGCAUUGGCAAGCAAUUGGGUCUGGAUGCACGCGCCAAUCUCUGGUCCUCACAGGAUCGCAACACUCGCCUCGAUCUGACCGGCAAUGCCAACAAGUGGACCAGCGGCCCCUUCAGUGGCAAAACCAACUUUGGCGCCGGCUUGGGUCUAACUCACAUGUUCGGUUAAAUAUCUAUAUAUUUCUAUAU
Drosophila arizonae is the source of this 781-nucleotide messenger RNA. RefSeq names its product attacin-B-like. Gene Ontology annotation, cellular component: extracellular region. Gene Ontology annotation, biological process: defense response to bacterium. The record is from RefSeq and is a predicted model, not a curated record. Lineage: Eukaryota; Metazoa; Arthropoda; Insecta; Diptera; Drosophilidae.